CAACCCUGACACAAAACUCCUGCUAUAUUGUUUUUACAAGCCUUAUUUUAUUUUCGGAACAUGCUGCGCAAAUUCGGUAAACUCCUGGGACAGCAGGUGGGUCAGCAAGCACGCUUCCCAAUAUGCCGCACGCUGGCCACAACAAACGCGCUGCGUAAAGAUGCUGCAGCGGAGACGGAGGCUGUUUCGGCCCCCCCAAAGACUAUACUUGUGGAAAAAGACAAAAACAUUACGAUGAUUGGAAUAAAUCGACCGCAGCAGCGCAAUGCCAUCGAUUCUAUUACCGCCUCACAGCUUUGCGAUGCGUUUGCCAAUUUCGAGGCGGACGACACUUCGCCGGUGGCCGUGCUAUACGGUGUGGGCGGAUCGUUUUGCUCUGGCUUUGAUAUAUUGGAAAUGAGUACGGAUGAGAAGGAGGAGAUCAGCGUUGAUAUACUUAUGCGUCCCGAGGGGUCUGUUGGUCCCACACGUCGCCAGAUCAAAAAGCCGGUCGUCUGCGGCAUCAAUGGCUACUGCAUUGCCAAUGGAUUGGAAUUGGCGCUUAUGUGCGACUUGCGCGUAAUGGAGGAGUCGGCAGUUCUGGGUUUCUUCAACCGUCGGUUUGGAGUACCCAUGCUGGAUGGUGGCACUAUUCGCUUACCAGCCAUGAUUGGACUGUCUCGUGCGCUCGAUUUGAUACUGACAGGUCGCCCGGUGGGCUCCCAGGAGGCCCACGAUAUUGGGCUGGUAAAUCGCAUAGUUCCCACCGGCACAGCACUGGGAAAUGCCUUGGAACUGGCCACUUGCCUUGCAAAGUUCCCGCAACGCGCCUUGAAUCAUGACCGCAACUCUGUGUAUUCGGGCGCAUUUGAGACGUCCACGUUCCAUCAGGCAGUGCAGAACGAAGUAAUGUACACUUCGCGCGAGAUUAUUGAGGACAUGCAGAACGGAAUCAAGUGGUUCAAUCAGACUUUCGAGGCGGACACCACACACUCUUGGCUGAAGCGCGAUCGGUCUAUGGCCGACUGGGAUGAUGAGGAGGUGGCAGCUGCGGCUGCGCAGAAAGAGAAACAAAAGCAAGAUGAAGAGGUCGCCCGCGUUGAGGCCGAUAAACAAAAGUUGGCCGAAAAAGCGCAAAAAAACUCAAAGAAAACUGAAGUAAAGCCAGCCGACAGCAGUGACCAGAACAUUGAUUCUAAAGAAAAGCCAAAGGAAAAAUAGUUGAACCUUAAUUUGAAACAAAAUGAACUGUUUUCCAUGAUAUGCUAUAGCCUUGUACAUAACACUCUCAUCAACAGUUUCAAACUGAUCCAUUUGACUUUGUUAACUUAUUCAAAUACAAAAUUAUCUCCAAGCUCUGGACACUAGAGAAA
Drosophila persimilis is the source of this 1352-nucleotide messenger RNA. RefSeq names its product probable enoyl-CoA hydratase echA8 (gene Srlp). Lineage: Eukaryota; Metazoa; Arthropoda; Insecta; Diptera; Drosophilidae. The record is from RefSeq and is a predicted model, not a curated record. The transcript is spliced from 4 exons. Bases 61 to 1200 code for a protein of 379 amino acids.